Molecule: messenger RNA, 627 nt
Organism: Pelecanus crispus (Dalmatian pelican)
Lineage: Eukaryota; Metazoa; Chordata; Aves; Pelecaniformes; Pelecanidae
Source: RefSeq, a predicted model, not a curated record
GCUAUAAAAUCCCUGUUAUUGAGAACUUGGGUGCCACUCUGGACCAGUUUGAUGCAAUUGAUUUCUCUGACAAUGAGAUCCGUAAACUGGAUGGGUUCCCUCUGUUGAGAAGGCUGAAAACUCUUCUGAUGAACAACAACAGGAUUUGUCGCAUUGGUGAAAGCCUUGAACAGGCUCUACCCAGCCUGACGGAGCUCAUUCUUACCAACAACAACAUUGCUGAAUUGGGUGAACUGGAUCCGUUAUCUACUAUUAAAUCGUUGACUUACCUGAGCAUUUUAAGGAAUCCUGUAACAAAUAAGAAGCAUUACAGACUGUAUGUAAUCCAUAAAGUUCCCCAGGUCAGAGUGCUGGAUUUUCAAAAAGUGAAACUCAAAGAGCGACAGGAGGCAGAGAAAAUGUUCAAGGGCAAACGGGGUGCACAGCUUGCAAAGGAUAUUGCCAGGAGAACAAAAACCUUCAACCCAGGUGCUGGCCUGCCAACUGACAAAAAGAAAGCUGGGCCCUCCCCAGGGGACGUUGAGGCAAUUAAGACUGCUAUAGCAAAUGCCACGACUUUGGCUGAAGUGGAGCGACUGAAAGGCUUACUACAGGCUGGUCAGAUUCCUGGCAGAGAACGGAAAUCAG